AUGAGACCUUUACAAGGCACAACUGACACUGCAAAUAACAAAUAUUUACGUGCCAAAGAGAGUUUCUCAGAAGACAAAGCCGGAGACUCGCUCACUGGGACAAGCAAAUGCUGCCCAACAUCGCCUUCCGCACGUCGUCGAUCCCCCAGUUCGAAGACGAGCGAACCCGCCCCCAGCAUCAACAACAUCAACACUGCGGACCUUGUUCCUAGCGCAAGGCUGAGUGACCCUUUCAGCAUCUAUCCCGACCUUCACCAACCUGCGAUCCAUUGUCAAGCAGGCCUGGAUAUCCCCGACCACCGAACCUUUCCUGGAAAGGCGUAUCUUCAAACCACCAUCAUGCGGGGUCCCGUUCCUACAAUGGUGCCCAUCAACACCAGUCCCUCUUAUCGCCCCGGGCCGGACCCGGAGGGAGACUCGCAAUCAUCGUCAAGUAACUCACCAGCGCGUCAAGAUUACGAGGAGUCGGAUUUCUAUGCCGGAAACAACGACUCCCAGUCCUCGAUCGGGGUUCCUACAUUCCAGGACAUGGCAGUGUCCAGGGAAAUCUGCGAGCCACCAGCCAACCGAUUACCGGCCGAAGUUCUCAUUGGGAUCUUUUCGAAGCUCAACAACCCCCAAGACCUGUUGAACUGCAUGAUCGUGUCGAAAAGAUGGGCUCGAAAUUGCGUGGAUUUGCUAUGGCAUCGACCAGCCUGUACUACUUGGAACAAGCAUAGCUACAUCUGCAGGACUCUUUCCGUUCCCGAUCCAUACUUUGCCUACCGUGAUUUUAUCAAGCGUCUCAAUCUCGCUGCUCUGGCCGAUAGUGUUAAUGAUGGCAGUGUCUCUCCUCUGUUCGUAUGUACCCGAGUUGAGCGUCUGACCUUGACAAACUGCGACGGUCUCACGGACUCUGGUCUCAUCGGCCUUUUGACUGAUAGCCAUAACUUGCUCGCCCUGGAUAUAUCUGGAGAUACCCAAAUCACAGCAGCGUCGAUGAUGGCCCUGGCGGAAAACUGCCGGCGAUUGCAGGGACUUAACAUUUCAGGCUGCACGAGGAUCUCCAACGAGUCCAUGGUCGCUGUAGCUGAGAGCUGCAAGUAUAUCAAGAGGCUCAAACUCAACGACUGCGAUCAGCUCGAGGAUUCUGCCAUAUUGGCAUUUGCCAAACAUUGCCGCCAUAUCCUCGAAAUCGACUUGCACCAGUGCCGAUUAAUCGGAAAUCAGCCAAUAACUGAGCUGCUCACAAAUGGCCGCUGUCUCCGCGAGCUCCGUCUUGCAAACUGCGAGUUGAUCUCUGAUUCUACCUUCCUCAACCUACCCCCGAAUCAAACGUACGAGCACUUGCGGAUAUUGGAUCUCACGAGCUGUGCGCGCUUGACCGAUCGGGCCAUCGAGAAAAUUAUUGAUGUUGCCCCUCGUUUGAGAAACUUGGUGUUUGCAAAAUGCCGGAACCUUACAGAUGCUGCCGUCCAUGCUAUUAGCAAGCUUGGAAAGAACCUUCACUACCUCCACCUUGGUCACUGCGGUCAUAUCACCGAUUCUGCUGUGAUCAAACUGGUGCAGUCCUGCAAUCGAAUUCGAUACAUCGACCUUGGAUGCUGUGUCCAUCUUACCGACUUGUCUGUAACAAAAUUGGCCUCGCUCCCAAAGCUUCGCCGAAUCGGCCUCGUCAAGUGCUCUAACAUUACCGAUGAGAGCGUCUAUGCUUUAGCACAAUAUCGUUCGCUAAGACAGGAGAGGCACCAACUGAGGGGUGAUGAUAAUUUCUUUCCGAGCAGUAGCCUCGAAAGAGUACAUCUGAGUUACUGCAUCAAUUUGACAUUAAAUAGUAUCGUAAUGCUUCUUAACAACUGCCCAAAACUGACACAUUUGAGUUUGACUGGCGUGCAAGCCUUCCUGCGGCCGGACUUGGAACAGUUCUGCCGCGAGGCACCCCCAGAAUUUACGGAGCAUCAACGAAGCGUAUUUUGCGUUUUCUCUGGCGCUGGGGUUGUCGGCCUACGCCAGCAUCUCAGACACCUACCGGCCCACGGCAUUGUCGACGAUUUUGACCAGGAAACUGUUGCAGAGGCGGAUGAUGAUCAAACCAUGACGGGCAUGAUGAGCGCCACGGUCCUCAACGCCGACGAUGAUGCUGAUGCGGAGGGCGGCGAUGAGGAAUUGGAGGACGGUGACCCCGGUGCAGGCGCCUUUGGGGGCUUGGCAACUUGA
Venustampulla echinocandica is the source of this 2196-nucleotide messenger RNA. RefSeq lists its product as uncharacterized. Bases 1 to 2196 code for a protein of 731 amino acids. The record is from RefSeq and is a predicted model, not a curated record. Gene Ontology annotation, molecular function: protein binding. Lineage: Eukaryota; Fungi; Ascomycota; Leotiomycetes; Helotiales; Pleuroascaceae. The transcript is spliced from 6 exons.